UAUGUGUCCGCAUCAGCUGUUCAUUCUGAAUCGCGAGAUGGCGAUAUUCAGUGUUUAUGUUGUGAACAAGGCCGGUGGACUUAUUUACCAAUAUGACAAUUAUGUUCCUCGGUCAGAAGUGGAGAAAACGUUUAGCUUUCCACUUGAUAUAGUACUCAAGAUUCAUGACGAGAAGGCGGUGGUUUCGUUUGGCCAGCGGGAUGGAAUCCGAGUUGGUCAUGCUGUGCUUUCUAUCAAUGGAGUGGAUGUGAAUGGCAAAUACACAGCAGAAGGGAAGGAAAUACUGGAAUACUUGAAGGAUCCAUCAAACUAUCCUGUUUCUAUCAAGUUUGGCCGAGCACGACUAACUUCCAAUGAGAAACUCAUGCUGGCUUCAAUGUUCCACUCGCUAUUUGCCAUUGGGUCACAGCUGUCUCCUGAGGCCGGCAGCUCAGGUAUCGAAAUGCUGGAGACAGAUGUGUUUAAAUUACACUGUUUUCAGACACUCACAGGGAUCAAGUUCAUUGUGCUAGCAGACCCUCGCCAGUCUGGUGUCGAUGCGCUCCUGAGAAAGAUCUAUGAAAUCUAUUCAGACUUUGCCUUAAAGAAUCCUUUCUACUCCCUGGAGAUGCCCAUCAGAUGUGAACUCUUUGACCAAAAUCUAAAGAGUGCUCUGGAAGUUGCAGAGAAGGCUGGUACUUUUGGGACAGGUUCAUGAGCAGAAGAGCUACAUGUUUGAUGUAACACUGUUUAGGUUCGACAACCAACUGUAUAUAAUGGAUUAUUUCCUGUUAUGUGGAAUACCCAAAGCAUCUUUGAAAAAAAAAGGUGGAUAAACCAGAUGUGUGUUAAUGGAUUAAGUCAGUGGGAGCAGUUACAGCAAAUGGACCAGAUUUUUUGGAAUGGCAGAAACAAAGUACUUAUUUAUUGGUAAAAAAAAAACAAAAACUGUCUUGUGUUUCUAGCACCAUACUGUACAGUAUGUUCCAACUUUUUCUGUUCCAAGUUACCAUGCCAUUCCACUGUAAGAUUUGAAAUCAAACUUCACAAUCCGGUGUUUAACAUCUUUAUUUAAUAUAAAUGUUUUCAUUGUGUUAUUGAAAAACUUCCAGUUACAUAACACCACAUACAACAUUAUAGUAACAAUAAAGAGGUAGAACCAUGUUAAACUGCCUCAAUUCAGUUGGAGUUGUAAAGCCUCUUUCACAGUUAUCUAAAUGACAAGUUAGUCAUGACAUGCCGGAAGUGGUUUUGACUUAAAACUUGGAAUGAUUAAAUAUAAUAUGUAAAUAAUAAAAUACCUUUUCACCUGUU
Molecule: messenger RNA, 1293 nt
Organism: Tachysurus fulvidraco (yellow catfish)
Lineage: Eukaryota; Metazoa; Chordata; Actinopteri; Siluriformes; Bagridae
Gene: trappc4
Product: trafficking protein particle complex subunit 4
Exons: 5
Coding region: 2-697 (231 amino acids)
Biological process (GO): endoplasmic reticulum to Golgi vesicle-mediated transport
Cellular component (GO): TRAPP complex
Source: RefSeq, a predicted model, not a curated record